CCUCCUUCUCAGAGGUUGGGUUCAACCACUCAACAAAAGGGGGAUGUCUAGCUUGUGCACCAAUACUCAGGCCUGCCUUUUGAAAUUGGAAACCUACCCUCCUGUUUUGUGACAAUAGCAUAGCCCUAGAAGAGGGGGGAGGCAGUGUUUCAAGCUCUCUGGGUUAGAGAAUGUGUUUGCUAUCUGCCAGCUGAUUUCUGCUUUGGCAUUCUAAGCUGUAGGUAGAGAGAAGCAGACAAAAACCUCAGUUUUAAGGUUUUUUGAGUGGAAUUUCAAUUUAAGAGAACCAGAAGAAAAUUAGGAAAUUGGAGCUUGAGGAAGUAAGGGAGUGCCUUACAAAAAUGUUGAGACAGUGAAGCUAGAGGAAGCGAAGACAGAGGCAACCGUUAAGGGACUUAUGAUGUUUUAACCACAUCCUUGCCUCAGCCAAAAAAAUAAAAAAAAUUAAGCUGUGAGAGUUUACCUCCAUCUUGUUGAACUCAAAGAGAAUCAUCAGCAGAAGCAAAAACAACAGAACCAGGGGAGAUGGCCUUCAGUCCCUGGCAGAUGCUGUCGCCCGUCCAGUGGGCCAAAUGGACCUGGUCAGCGGUCCGAGGAGGGGGGGAGGGGGGCGAGGAAGAGGCUGCGGAGGAGGAAGAUCUUUCGGCAGAGGAAGAGAAGUCUCUGAGCUGCAGCUCGGACUCAGAGGGUAACUUUGAGACGCCAGAGGCAGAGACUCCUGUACACGCCCCCCUGAAAGACUUCUCGGAGGAGCUCCUUGAUAAUUCACCAUCCAAGAGAGCAGAGCUGCUGGAAAAUGAUGAACAGCUGAUCUCCAAAACGAUCGAACAUCCGAAUCGUUACCUGGAUAAAAACUCGAACCAGCAUGAGAUCACCAGCACGGAAAAAUGCUCCCUGGCAGAAAAGAACAAUCUAGAUAAACUAAAUAUUGAGGUGGUGAAGCAAUUAGCCAAUCUUCAAAUAUCAGAGGAGGAAACACAGAAGGCACCAACAGGACAACCUACAGAUGCCUUAGACACAAGCCAGGAGGCUAUGUCUGAAGAACAGAUGGUGGUCACCACAGAAGAAGUAAUUGAGCUCCAGGCUGCCAGUGAGUCUGCACCCGUGAAGGGCAAACCCAAAAAGAGCCGACCUUCGUCCCUCAAAAUGAUGGUGGACCAUCAGGAACCAGAAGAAGAUGAGAUCCCUGUUCCAAAAGUGGCCUACAACUUCAACCCAGACGAAUACAAUGAUAACGUCAACCCUUUUGCCUUGGGUGGAUCCAAGUUGCAAAACUCUCCGCCUGCUGUCAGCACUAUCAAGACUGACUCUGAAAUUCCUGAUGCUGAGUCUAACCUGGAGGAGACGACAGGUCCUGCCAUGAAGAUGGAGUUCGAUUUCACGGACAAUAAAGAGAACGGGGAUGUCAAGAAGCCCAUGCCUAGAAAACUGUGCAAAAAGCUGGGCAGUAAGCUCACACCUAAAAAACAGAAACCUUUUGCCAAACCUAUAGAGCCCCCAGAGAACUCCACCCAAAACUUAGACGAUGUCCCUAUCCCAAAAUCAUCCUAUAAUUCAGACCCCAGCAAGUGGGACGAUCCCAACUUCAACCCAUUCAACUCCAGUACAGGCUGCUCUCCCAGCCUUCCAAAGGGAUCCUAUAGCUUUAACACUGAAAGUAUUGAUGACUCCAUUGAUCCUUUUAAGCCUUCCAAGACCUUGGCCCUUGCCCUGUCUGAGGACACUUCUUUACCUGACAAGCUCACAGAGGAUCUGGAAUCCCAGAAACUUGAACUGCCCAUCGAGGCUGAGGGGAAAGCGAGAAUGUCACCAAAGAAGACCAAGUCUAGGUUAAUAACGACUUCUGAGCAAGUGCGGUUUCUCUGUUUUCUGCUGGGUGCCUGCAAAGUAAAGAAGUAUGAAAACCAGUCCCUGGUAUUGGAUAUCUGUGGUCAGCAGGAGGAUGAGCCGGUGACGGCAGAGGCGCACAGAGAGGGUCAUGCCACCGAUGAAGAAAAACUGGCAUCAACCACCUCCAGUCAGAAGCAGCCACUGACCGAGGUCAAGGGGGACAACGACGACGAGUUUUUCGAGUGCUCCAACGUGCCUGAGUCUACCCGUGCAAAGAAACACCUUACUGAGGGUCUUGAAAAAGCAGUAGCCAGUUCCUUGGCAGAGACAGAAUCCUGCUCACCUUACAUCGACCCGGCUGGAACAAAAAACAAGCUGACGGGAAACGAAGACCAAGGAAAAGGAAGCCCCAUCUUCGACACGAUCUGCAUCAGUGAGGCAGACAAAGAGGCUGUGCUGAACCUGAUCAGAGAAGAGAUCAUCACUAAAGAAAUUGAAACCAAUGAAUGGAAGAGGAAAUAUGAAGAAAGCCGACAAGAAGUGUUUGAAAUGAGGAAAAUUGUAGCAGAAUAUGAGAAAACAAUUGCACAGAUGAUAGAAGACGAGCAGCGCACCGCAAUGAGCUCUCAGCAGGGCCUGCAGCAGCUCACCCUGGAGAAGGAACAAGCCAUCUCUGACCUCAACUCAGUGGAGCGCUCCCUGUCAGAACUGUUCCGCAGAUACGAGAACAUGAAGGGAGUCCUGGAGGGCUAUAAGAAGAAUGAAGAGGUUCUAAAGAGGUGUGCCCAGGAGUACCUGGCCAGGGUGAAGCAGGAGGAGCAGCGCUACCAGACUCUCAAGAUUCACGCCGAGGAGAAACUAGACAAGGCAAAUGAAGACAUUGCUCAGGUCCGCUCCAAAUCCAAUUCGGAAGCUGCAGCCUUUCAUGCCAGUCUAAGGAAGGAGCAAAUGAAGGUGGAUUCCUUGGAGAGAGCACUUCAACAGAAGAAUCAAGAAAUUGAAGAGCUCACCAAGAUCUGUGAUGAGCUCAUAGCCAAACUUGGAAGAAAUGACUGAAUCUUUUCAGUACAGUAACUCCCACCCCACCCCCCCCACCCCACCCACCCUCACCCGUAUUGAACACUGUGCACGCAACAGCUAUAAGUACCCACCUUACCUAGCAGAGACCUCACCCUGUAGAAUGCAUUCAGACCCUGUUAACUGGUUAACAUCCACUUGGACAAAGCCAAAAACGAAGAGCGAACCCCAACUGCAGAAUCGCUUCCACACAGUUUCUGUCCCAUUUGAACAUAAAUUGAGCAGCAGAAUUUCCUGGCAGGACAACAACUUGAAAGAACAGCGGAAACAAGCUGUAUCCCCAAUGUGAUUUCCAGGCUGUUUAGAAGCUGCACUUCCCUAUAUAGAUGCCUGCUGCACACCAGAUCAACCAGAAAGACUAGCAAACAUGUUAAGUGGUUCACUGUAGUGUAUGCCAGUGUUAAUAUGCAAAAACAACUGGGGCUUCCUCAGGUGUUUUAUUUUAUCUGCAAUUUCCCUUAUUGCCUAAGAGGGACAAAAUGCACUCUUUUUUCUUUGUCUCAAACACAUGAAAGGACAGUAUUGAAAUAAAAGAAGAAAUUUAAAAGAUGGUGUACCAUGUAUACCGUACCACAAACCUUAUAUUUUGUGCAAUUUUAAUUGGGUUAUUUUUUUGGUUUUGUUGCUGUAGAUACUUAACAUACAUCACAAAUUUAAAGAAAGGAAUCAUUAAAAAAACAAAAAUAAAAGAUGCAUGAUAACUAUGCACAUCAACAACUAUGGCAAACCACCUUACAAAACUAGCUACAAAAGUAUUUCUCCAAGUGGAAAUGUACUGGCUCUCACCCCAGUGGAGGAACUUGAAUCUCCAAGAUGACUCAGGAUACAGAUCAAGCACAGAAGCAGGGCUCUGGAAAUCAAUUUGCAAGAAUACUGCAUGGAAAAGUCAAGUUGCGUACCUUCAGGGAGCCCUGAGCUGAAUUCAGAGUGCAAGCUGGAACCUGUAUCCCACUGAAAUCCAGUACAUGGUGCCCCUCUUAAGAGUGAAGGCUUGAUCUCAGUUGUUUACGGAAAACCUCUUUGCUGCUACGGUCUAGCUGAAAAGCAAUAGGUGUGACUUUAUGAUUUUUUUUUAUUUCCUCUGUUGCCAAUGUUUAAAUCUAUAUAAUGUAAAUAGAAGGUCGAUAUGUUUGUGAAAUACUGUUACAGAAUUGAUUCCCUGUGCAGUACAUGGUAUAUAGCAGUGGUACUUGAUCAGUCUUUUCCAGUGUGGAGUGCCUGUUUGGUGUUUGGUUUUUUGCCAGUUCCUCUUUGGAUGGGGAAGCGAUCAGUGAUUUGCUUCUGUUCUAAAGUACAAUUGUAAAACCUGCAAAUGUUUUAAAGAGAAUUCAAUGACGUUUCUAAAAAGAUAUAUAGUUUCCAUUAUAUACAAUAUAGUAGUAUGUAAUAUAUUUAUGUUACCCAUAUACACCAAUAUACCUGUUAACUAAAGUACGUAAGAACCAGUCAAGUGGUGCCUUCAUCUGUGCACUUAAGUGAGCUCAAGACAAUUUUCAUAAGGUACAAUACUUAAUGUUCAUAAAAAGGUUUGUGGUUCCAGUGUCUCUACCACUCUUUGGCAGAUAGUUGCAAAGUGGGUUAAGACAUUGUCUGGUGUAGUCAGUGCCAAAGUGAAUAAACUGGGUUUCAAUAUUUAUAUUGAAUUUCAACAAAGUUUAAUAGAUUUAAAUAGUAAGUGUGCAGUUUCUUAAGCUUGCAUACAUGCUAAACAUAACCAACUCUUGGUUAAAACUUUUAAAAGGAGCCAUGCAAAUAAUCCUGGUUCCAUUUGACCGUCCGUUGCAGACCAGUGAACUAAAUUCAAUUAGUCGAGUUCCAACCAAAUAAACAAAAACUCCAGGUGCAUGUCAAAGCUGACCCUUCCUUAAGUAAGAGUCAGGAGGUGAUUUCAUUUGCUUGUAAAAUGUGUUGCCUGCUCCACUGUUUAAGGCACGCUUAUUACUUUAUUCACAGUGGAGGCUUCUCUCUUUGGUGCUCAUGCAGUGAAGAGCGCUUAACGUUAACCAUUUAAACUGCAGCACAGACACAGCCGUCCGCAAGGUACAAAAGCCGUUUGGUCAUACACCUAAGGUUUUGUGGUUAUUUAUAUAGAACAUUUACAACUGGAAGAAAAUGAUCUGUCCUUUCCGGCUUUUUACUUAUACAAUAUCAGGUCUGAAUAGCACUAUGAAGAUUAUUUCUCUUUGCAAGGCCGUAGUUAAGUACCAUACAGAUUUAAGCCCAUCAGAAUAGGACACAGCAUACUCUUUAUAUACAUCUACAGCAUAUUAUGGAAAAAAAAAGUGCAGAUCUAUUUAAGACUCAUCUCUUCAUAUGUAUAUAAGAAAACACCUUUUAAGACCAAACCAUUCUGAGGAAAAGUAUGAAUAAAUGUCUUUGGAUCUAACUAUAGUAAUUAAAUGCAAAUGAACAAAUAUACAACAUUUUAUUUCACCACUAAUAAGCAACAUACAGUAUAUGUAUAUAAAAUGUAGAACUUUUUCAAAACAUUUAAUGAAAAAAUUACUGUAGGAAGCUAAGUAGCAGCAACACCAAGAUAAUACGGUUCCUCCUAAGACUUUACGUGAGUGUUCGAGAAUAAAAAAAAUGCAUUUUAAAAAGUUGCUUAUUGACGAAGUUCCCAUACAAUGAUGAAAUAUCGUAGGUGUUUGUUUUUUUUUUUGUAAAAUGUUAACUGUAUAAUAAAAACACCCUUUUAAAAUGAAGGGGCAGGAAGAAUUUAUUUUGCAAACAAUCCAAGUUGGACUUUGUCAUGGAUUUCAGCAGUUUCUUAAGGUCGAUAGGGGUUCUGUUGAUAAAUUGGGAUGAAAUAAACUGAAAUGUUAAACUGUGGGAGAAUGUGUCGGAGACACAGAAGAGUUCUAUUUCAUUGUGAAUUUGAACAGGAUUGUGGGACUCUGCAGCUUAAAGCUUCAUCCUUCACGCGGCCCCGCUGUGUUUAUUUGCCAAGUGGUUUGGUUUGGUUUGUGCCAGGGAGGGACAAGAAAUGCAGUUCAGCUACAGGAGAUGUAUGCUAACUCCAGCAGCAUAUCAGAUAAAUGAUCCUGUUAUAAACUCCAUUCGCCUGACUGUACCAUAGCUAUUGCUAUCAAGUGCCAACAGACAUUGCUGUAUAUGUGUGCCAAAUGUAAACGGUAUGGUUCAUAAGUCUUAUUUAACAAAGAGAAGCGACUAAUCAGUCUUUUACAGGAUCUAUAUUUUUUAUUAUUUUAAUCCACUGUCGCCAUAUCUCUGCAUAUGUUUUAUGUGCAAACAGCUCCCCCUUUUUAAUGCCAUAAAUAUUUGUAAAGUUAAACUUACACAGCUGUAAUGAAAUUAUAAUGUUUUACUAAUAUAUAUAUAUUUUUUUCCUCAUAUCUCAUUGCCUGAAUAAAAUGAUCACGAUUAUCACUGUCUUAAA
Molecule: messenger RNA, 6307 nt
Organism: Acipenser ruthenus (sterlet)
Lineage: Eukaryota; Metazoa; Chordata; Actinopteri; Acipenseriformes; Acipenseridae
Product: transforming acidic coiled-coil-containing protein 1
Exons: 14
Coding region: 526-2886 (786 amino acids)
Biological process (GO): cerebral cortex development; cell population proliferation; mitotic spindle organization
Cellular component (GO): cytoplasm
Source: RefSeq, a predicted model, not a curated record